AUGGAGACCGCCAAGCUCAACCCCAUCAUCCGGGAUGUCUACGCGGCCGCUGGUCGUGUCCAGCAAGCUCCGGCCGCGGCGCGGAGGGGCAGCAGCUGCCGGGAGCUCAUGGUCAAGCUGAUGGAGGGGCAGUACGUGCUGUGCCGCUGGACCGACGGGCUCUAUUACCUUGGGAAGAUCAAAAGGGUAAUGUGGGCACCCCAAGUGCAGCUAGUCACGUUUGAGGACAACUCCAAGUACUGGGUCCUCUGGAAGGAUAUCCAGCAUGCCGGUGUCCCUGGAGAGGAACCCAAGUGCAACAUCUGCCUGGGAAAGACGUCAGGUCCCACGAAUGAAAUCCUCAUCUGCGGGAAGUGCGGGCUGGGUUAUCACCAGCAGUGCCACGUCCCAGUGGCGAGCGGUGGUGAGGGCCCACUGGGGACACCGUGGUUCUGCCGCCGCUGCAUAUUUGCCCUGGCUGUGCGGAAAGGGGGUGCCCUGAAGAAGGGGGCCAUUGCCAAGACGCUGCAAGCCGUCAAGAUGGAGCUGUCCUACAACCCCGACCUGCUCGAGUGGGACUCCCCACACCGGACCAACCAGCAGCAGUGCUACUGCUACUGUGGUGGCCCCGGCGAGUGGUACCUGAAGAUGCUGCAGUGCUACCGCUGCCGGCAGUGGUUCCAUGAAGCCUGCACCCAGUGCCUCAACGACCCCAUGAUGUUUGGAGACCGGUUCUAUGUGUUUUUCUGCUCCGUGUGCAACCAGGGACCUGAGUACAUCAAGCGCCUGCCCCUGAGAUGGGUGGAUGUCGUCCAUCUCGCCCUCUAUAACCUGGGUGUGCAGAGUAAGAAGAAGUACUUUGACUUUGAGGAGAUCUUGGCCUUUGUGAAUCACCACUGGGACCCGCUGCAGCUCGGGAAGCUGACGGGUACCCCCACCUCUGAGCGUGGCCCCCACCUCCUCAACGCGCUCAACAGCUACAAAAGCAGGUUUCUGUGUGGGAAGGAAAUCAAAAAGAAGAAAUGCAUCUUCCGCCUGCGGAUCCGUGUCCCACCGAACCCCCCCAGCAAGGUGCUGCCAGAGAAAGCCCCCGGCGUGGGAGAGAGUGGCUCCUGCGAGUUGAAGAAGAGGGGAAAGAGCAAAUACGUCCAUAAAGACAACCUGCUGCCACGGCAGCUCCAGCAGCAGAAGCGGCGAGCAGCGCGGCGCAAGAGGGCCAAGUUCCUGCUGGAGGACGCCAUUCCCAGUAGUGACUUCACCUCGGCCUGGAGCACCAACCACCACCUGGCCAGCAUCUUCGACUUCACGCUGGAUGAAAUUCAGAGCCUGAAAAGUGCCAGCUCGGGACAGACUUUCCUGUCAGAUGUGGACUCCACAGAUGCUGCCAGCACCUCGGGCUCAGCUACCACAAGCCUCUCGUAUGAGUCCAGGUGA
Molecule: messenger RNA, 1413 nt
Organism: Nestor notabilis (Kea)
Lineage: Eukaryota; Metazoa; Chordata; Aves; Psittaciformes; Psittacidae
Gene: PHF19
Product: PHD finger protein 19
Exons: 13
Coding region: 1-1413 (470 amino acids)
Biological process (GO): regulation of DNA-templated transcription; chromatin organization
Cellular component (GO): nucleus
Molecular function (GO): chromatin binding; DNA binding
Source: RefSeq, a predicted model, not a curated record